Molecule: messenger RNA, 1554 nt
Organism: Gilbertella persicaria
Lineage: Eukaryota; Fungi; Mucoromycota; Mucoromycetes; Mucorales; Choanephoraceae
Product: origin recognition complex subunit 3 N-terminus-domain-containing protein
Exons: 8
Coding region: 1-1554 (517 amino acids)
Biological process (GO): DNA replication initiation; DNA replication
Cellular component (GO): DNA replication preinitiation complex; nuclear pre-replicative complex; nuclear origin of replication recognition complex
Molecular function (GO): DNA replication origin binding
Source: RefSeq, a predicted model, not a curated record
AUGCGAUUACUUGAAGGAUGGUAUAGAAACUUAGACCAUAGUCCAAACUUGGUUAUCGUUCUACAAGACUUUGAAUCGUUUGAACCCAGUGUGCUACAGGACUUCUUUUCUAUUUGCAGCGAGUAUCGACAACGCAUCCCUAUCAUAUGCAUUGUAGGUAUUGCAACAUCAAGCGAAAUUUUACAUCAAUCCCUUACAAAGGCGACCAUUGGCUUAUUGCGCAUUGAGAAAUUCAAGCUAGAAUUGAGUGAAGUGUGGUUUAAACGAUUAUUUCUCAAUUCAACAGGUACUUUGAAAUUUGGUGCUCGUCCAUUCAAGUUCCUAUUAGACCGCUUCUACUUGUAUGACUUUUCUAUCAGUAAAGUAACUGCAAGUUUAAAGUAUGCGCUUAUGCAUCAUUUCUAUGGCAAUCCACUCUCUGUCUUCUUACCGCUUUUUGAACAAGACUCACAAGAUACAAAAGAGACCAUUCAAGACUGGCUGGACAGAGAUAUGCUUAGCGAACACCAUGUUACACACAUUCGUAUGCUUAGCUCGUUUAGGAAUUAUAUUGAAUCACUUGUAGACACACAACCUAAAAAGGCACUUUGUCUCUUGGAAGAUGACCAUGUUUUGCUGACUGAGACACUUCCUGUACUUUUACAUGACAUCAAAACGUAUCAACAGGAAUUUAGAUUAGGGUUUAACCUUGUUGUAUUACUCCAAGCACAGUUCCCACGCUUUAGUAGCCUCCGCAAGUCAAGACAUUUGCUUUUACUAGAAUCCCUUGAAGCAAACACGCAAGAAAUACCAAAAAUGAUUGCUCUCUUGACCAAUCUAGUACGAAAAAUGGAUGAGACGCACACAAAUGAAUUGUUGGUUGAAUUAAGAAAACUCGUCAAUCAACACGAUUAUCAAAACAUCAAUCAAAUUGCUUUGGAACAACUCUCAGUAUGGGAGGCGCGUUACCAAAAUUUACGAUUAGAGGGUAUGGUACUCCCUGAAGAUGAUGGGGGAGGAAGACAUACAGAAACUGCCAAAAAGGUUCAAACACAGUCUAUUGAGCACUUAAAAAGAAAGGGCACAGAAGCAUCUAAGAUCGCAAUGAGUAUUGCAGAUUGGCUUGAUAAGACACUCAGCCAUUACUUAAGACCAUAUACUACAGUGCCUUUAUUUGAGCUUGUAUAUUAUACAAAUGUAGUAUUACAUGAAAAGUCAUUUGCACCUCAACCUAGAGCUUCCGUUCAAACAGCCUUGACACAACCACAACAUUAUAUCAACUGCAGUUGUUGUAACACUGAAAAGACCGAUCAGAUUUUACCCUCAGAAGAUGAUGCCUGUAUUCUCUACAAGCUUUACCUUGAAUGUGGGCGCAUGAUCAAUUUAUACGAUUGGUAUAUUGCCUUUGAAUCCUUUGUUGAGCGAGAAAGUCGUCCCUCUAAGAAGACAAUGAUAAAAAACGAAGUUCAAGCGCGGUUUAUUCGCUCAGUUGCUGAGCUUCAGUUUUUGGGUUUUAUUAAACCAACGCAAAGAAAGACAGAUCAUGUUCUCCGAUUGACGUGGUCAAACAUUUAA